AGCAAGUUUUUCUUGUUAAAAACUUGUUUCUGAACAAAGCUUGAGUUUUUUUAAAAAUCCAGUCUUGCAAAAUCAUCACGAUGUUAGAUCCUUCAGCUAAAUCCUUCAAUACCCAUUUGUGUUUUCCAAGUAUUCCGAAUGAUGAUCACUCAGAUUCCGGCGUCUGUUCACCUACUUUGUGGAGAACCAGUCCGCCGAAGAGUCCUCCUUUUCACCGGCCGGAAGAUUACUGGAGUCUUUCACCGGAUUCUAAAGCACAGGCUAUAGCUCGUGGUCAACGGGAGCUUAUGGAAAUGGUUAGUAAGAUGCCUGAGUCGUGUUACGAGCUUUCAUUGAAGGAUCUUGUUGAAGUGAAGGUGAAUCAAGAGAAUGAACGGAAGGUGUUCGAUGAAUUGCCUAAGAGAGCAAAUAGGCCGAGUAAAGUUGUGAGGAAGACGAAGAGUGAUAAACGGAUUGAUCCGAAAAGGAGUGGAGGAGGAAAUAAUAGUGGGUUUCUUCUCAAAAUGAUGUUUCCGGUUAGUUUAGGAACUAAGAAAGAUAUGACUAAGAAGAAGAAGAAAAAGGAGGAGGCUUGUAAGGUUUCACCGAGACCUUCGAUCUCUGAGGAGACUGUGAAAGCAGAGGAUAAAGAAUGGUGGAAUAGAAUGGCUGAAUCAAGCACAAAGAGGAGUGGUAGUAGCAGUAGCAACAACAGUAAUAGGAGCCGAAGUAGCUUAAGGGAUGAAAAAAGUAGCUGCUUCUCUUUUCUUACAUUCAAGAGACUAAUUCCUCAAUAUCUGAAACAAAGCUUUCUUGGCUUAAGAAGCAGAGCUUGAUAACCGCAACACUCGAGUCUGCGUUUGCACUCUAAUCUUCUGAGGAACAGCUCAGAGAACAGACACGAAGAUGAUCACUUUUCCGAUAAAUUUUUGCUUCUGCAAUAGCUUAUGUAUCUUUUAUGGAUACGGUUUUAAAUUAUGUAAAUAGAGAGAUUAAUGUGCA
Molecule: messenger RNA, 981 nt
Organism: Arabidopsis arenosa
Lineage: Eukaryota; Viridiplantae; Streptophyta; Magnoliopsida; Brassicales; Brassicaceae
Source: the annotation of a GenBank genome assembly